Messenger RNA from Aedes aegypti (yellow fever mosquito), 721 nucleotides. Its product is annotated as protein THEM6. The record is from RefSeq and is a predicted model, not a curated record. Lineage: Eukaryota; Metazoa; Arthropoda; Insecta; Diptera; Culicidae.
GACUCUGCCUCACCAACGAUAUCGACACGCUGCUUUAUCACAUGAACAAUGCUCGCUACCUUCGGGAGGUGGACUUCGCCCGGGUGGACUUUUACGAGCGUACGCUCCUCUACCGGACGAUCCGCAGCAAGGGAGGUUCCGUCGUCCAAGGAGCAACGACCAUUCGCUAUCGGAGAUUCAUUCGCCCCUUUACGCGGUUCAAAAUCAGUUCCAGGAUUGUUUAUUGGGAUAAUCAAUCAAUUUUUAUGGAGCAUCGAUUCAUCGGAGCAGGCGACGGGUUCAUCCAUUGCAUAGCGCUUUGUCGCCAGCGGGUCAUCGAAUGCUCUGCGGAGGAUGUCAUGGCGACACUGCUAAAAGGCAAUGCUACCGCGACCAGUUCGACGGAGUGCUUGGAUCGGUUGGAAAAUGGCGGUGGGGCAAUCAUAGUAGGCAACGGGGGCAGUGAGUACGUUAGUAGCAGCAAGUUGAAACCGGACAUGCCGCCGGAAGUUGCCAAAUGGUUGGAGUGGAACGAAAUUUCUAGCGCCAACCUGCGGAAUGAAUGCUGAGUUUUUGGGCCGGAGUGGCUAUUGUUAGAUGGUGACAUUUUCCUAAAAGGAAUUGUGGAUGUUUAUGUCUUGACGCUUUCCUUAGGAAAGCAACGCUUAUAGAACAAGGUGGAUUCUAAAACCUUUCUCAUUGUUAACUUCUGUUGGAAUAAAUCCUUCAAAUUUUAACUCUA